Salvelinus namaycush (lake trout) is the source of this 2398-nucleotide messenger RNA. Its product is annotated as myelin-associated neurite-outgrowth inhibitor-like. Lineage: Eukaryota; Metazoa; Chordata; Actinopteri; Salmoniformes; Salmonidae. The transcript has 8 exons. The coding region runs from base 180 to 902 and encodes 240 amino acids. The record is from RefSeq and is a predicted model, not a curated record. Gene Ontology annotation, biological process: positive regulation of base-excision repair.
CCGCUGCAAGCUCGAAAUCGCUGUAGUGAGAAGCUAGAGCGCCGACACCGUUUACAUUGCCAGUGCCAGCGAGUUUGAAGAUACCUGAACAAAAUAAGGAAUUUAGAGAGCCACAUUUGUCAAUCAGACAUUGAUUUGCAUAUCCACUCCCACCUCUUCCUCAUUUGCAUACAGCGAGAAUGGCGAGCGGGCACCCCACUGACAAAUACAGUUUCAUGUACCAACCAGACACGCACAAGAGUAAGAACAGAUUAUCCAGCAGUAUGAAUCCUGUCUACAGUCCUGGUCAGCCUGGAGCUCCCUACGGUAACCCCAAGAACAUGGCCUACACAGGCUACCCAGGAGGUUACCCCACUGCUGCUCCCACCUACACACCCAACCUCUACCAAACGGGUAGUCCAGGGUACCCACCAGGAUACACUACAGCGGGUACUCCAUAUAAAGUGCCCCCCACCCAGACGAACGGAGCCCCCCCGCCCUACUCCCCCUCCCCCAACCCCUACCAGACAGCCAUGUACCCCAUCAGAAGUGCCUACCCCCAGCAGAGCAUGCAGAGCAUGCAGAACCUGCAGAGCAUGCAGAACCUGCAGAACUUAUAUGCACAGGCGUAUUACACCCAGCCUGUGUAUGCUGCUCAGCCUCAGCCACAUGUAAUCCACCACACCACAGUGGUUCAGCCAAACAGCAUGCCCUCAGCCCUCUACCCCGCCCCGGUCCAAGCCCCUAGAAACAACGGAAUGGCUGCCAUGGGGAUGGUUGCCGGGACCACCAUGGCUAUGAGUGCAGGAACCCUGUUGACCACGCCUCAGCACGCUCAGCUGGGUGCUCACCAACACGUCACCAUGCCACAGUACCGGCCCCAGGGCACACCUGGUUACAGCUAUGUCCCUCCCCACUGGUAGACACCGCCCCCGAGAGAUCUCUGUUUCUCUGUGUCUGUCUCUGUCAUUUCAGAUCUCUGUUUCUCUGUGUCUGUCUCUGUCAUUUCAGAUCUCUGUUUCUCUGUGUCUCUCUCUGUCGUUUCAGAUCUGGAGUCCAACGUAUGCAACUACUCCAGUCUUACACGGGCUUCUUAUGGUCACCAUGGCAACCUCACAUCUGUCUGCAACAACAAAACUAAAGAGCAACGGACACUUGCUGCAUUCUGUAGUGUUUUAUAAAAGCUGCUUUUUUAUUUUUUUUACACAACAAUUAUUUUCUUCUUUGAUUUGCCAAUAUGUCAUUGCAUUACAUUGUUUUCUUUUGUUUGUUUUAUUUAUUUCAUUUUUAUUUUUUCAUCAUUUCAAUUUUUCCAUUGUCAUUGGAACUCCAGAGUGAUUGACCAAUCAUGGGUGUCUGUUGCUCUGCUUGUGGUCCGUGUUCUGUUGGUGUGUUCCAGAUCCAAUGGUGGGAAUGUACUGAACACUUCCUCCACCACCUUCAUCAUCAUCAAUUUAUGCUGCCAAAUUUUCUAACGAUUAGAUGUCAGCACAGGGUUUUGAUUUCAUUCAUUUCUAUUUGUUUUAACCCCUUAAUUUUCCUUUCCAACAAAGCACUGUCUUGGAACAGCAUACCUCUCUUUGUUCACCUCUGUUCUCCUUCUGAUCUUCAUCUUCCAGCUUCUAGCUGUUUCUUACAUAGAUCUGUAACAACUAGAUCCGCUGUCUGACUAGAUCCGCAACAUCUAGAUCCACUGUCUGACUAGAUCCGCUGUCUGACCAGAUCCGCUGUCUGACUAGAUCCGCUAUCUGACUACAUCUGUAACGUCUAGAUCCACUGUCUGACUAGAUCCACUAUCUGACUAGAUCUGUAACGUCUAGAUCCACUGUCUGACUAGAUCCACUAUCUGACUAGAUCCGCUGUCUGACUAGAUCUGUAACGUCUAGAUCCACUGUCUGACUAGAUCCGCUAUCUGACUAGAUCUGUAACGUCUAGAUCCGCUAUCUGACUAGAUCCGCUGUCUGACUAGAUCUGUAACGACUAGAUCUGCUGUGUGGCUGUAAAGACAUGGUAUGCAGCAUCACAAGGUCACAGUACUUACCAGUUACUGAAUUCAUCUCAAUAUAGAGGCCAUUUGUCAUUUAGCUUAAACCGAUAAAUUAUAAAAUGUGAAUAUAUUUAUAUAGCUGUGUGUACAGGAUGUGUGGUCAUGCACACAGUCACCCACAUACAUACAUACAUACAUACAUACAUACAUACAUACAUACAUACAUACAUACAUACAUACAUACAUACAUACACACAAAGUCAUACUUAAAGCAGGAUCACUUAAUGUCAAUCAAAUAAUCAUACAUGGAUUCAAACGUGUGCCAACACAGUUAAACACACACCUAUACAUAUGCUCUCUCUCUCUCUCACACACACCCAUACAUAUGCUCUCUCUCACACACACACACACCUAUACAUAUGCUCUCUCUCU